Messenger RNA from Psylliodes chrysocephalus, 1060 nucleotides. The record is from the annotation of a GenBank genome assembly. NCBI's taxonomy places the organism in Eukaryota, Metazoa, Arthropoda, Insecta, Coleoptera, Chrysomelidae.
AUCUAAUCAGUAUGCAAUUCCUCUGUACAAUUAUCUGCGUUAUCGCUAUUUUGGGACUUGCCCAAGCAGCUCUCCGACCAGCAGCACCAGUACUAGCAAAACUUGAAGAUGACCCCAACCCUUCAUACUCUUAUGCAUAUGACGUCCAGGACGCAACAACCGGAGAUUCUAAAAACCACUUAGAAAACAGAAACGGCAAUGUUGUAACAGGCCAAUACAGUCUCAAUGAUCCUGACGGUACCAGAAGAACAGUACAGUACACCGCUGAUCCAAUCAACGGAUUCGUAGCAGUCGUUAAAAAAGAACCUUUGGUACAAGCCCAACUCGUAACAGUACCACAACAGCAAGCGGUGUUUCAACAGCAACAACAACCUGUUGCUGCCCCACAAGAAGCAUAUUCUCUAGUUCAACAACCAUUUUCGCUAGUCCAAGAACGUUUUUAUGUAGCUCAACCAGUUGUACAACAACAAGCGUAUGUAGCUCAACAACCUGCUCGUUAUGUCCAACAACAGCCAGCCUUCGUAGCGCAACAACCUGCCCGUUUCGUUCAACAACAACAAGCCUUCGUAGCACAACAACCUGCCCGUUUGAUUCAACAACAACAACAACAACCCUCUCGUGAUGCCCAAAGACGUAUGUCUCAACGUCAAACUGCACCCGAAGAAGCAGAAAGUACCACAGUAAACUCAGAAUCUGAAGACAUUGAGCCCACUACCACUGAACCAACACCUGAAAGCGGUUACUACUACCCCAAACCCGCAAGUCCAGCAGCUCUAUUCUCUAGGAGAGAACCUCUAACAGCUAAUAAAGCUUCUGCUCCUAAAGCGCAACCUGAAAAGUUGGAAUUGUUCCCAGAAGAGCCAUUAGCUGAACGUGUCAAUCCAGUUGCUGCACCAAGAACCGUCCAGCCCGUGGUAGCUGCAGAACCUGUAGCAACUCAAUUUGUGAGCUCCAGAUAUGUUCAAGCUCCUGUAUUAGCUUUCUCUUCUCCGUAUACUUUCAGUACCCUAACAGUAUUUUAAAAUCGAUAUGUAAUUUAUUUAUUUGUAUGUAAUAAAGG